AACUUCUUGAUCAUCGAUGCCAGUGGACAGCUAAAAGCUCUCCUUCGUUUCAUUUCAUCGCGAAACUCCAUUAGCUCCAAAAUCCAUGCUCGCUCUUGCCAUGGCCAAGUGUGUCUCUCGCACUGCGUGGCACUUUUCAUUCGCUUCCAUUGCAAGGUGAUGUUUCGGCGAAUGUACCGUCAGUAACUGAGAAGAGUAUAGAAAUGCUGACUGCUUACUAUGUUCCAAAGGUUGAAGCGCUAAGGUUUCCAGUUGGUUUACUCCAAAGGGUGACGUGAUGCUUUGGAAGUAAAUGGCUUUGACACUUAGCGAAAAUAAGCGUCACGAAUGACUCAUUCCACACUUACGCAGAAGCCGGUCUAAUUGCCAAUAUUCCGUCUCAAUCACAGCCGUUGUUGUUAUUGUUUAUUUAUUUCUUUUAGAACUUCACAAUUCUUUUUUUCUUUCAUGUUUCUACUUUAUUCGUCUCUGUAGGUGACUGGAAUUCUCUAUCCCAUUAUCGUGUGACUCGGCCCCUUAUCUUCGUUAAUAAUCAGCUCACAAUCGUACGCAAUCGUUCCACUGCUUAACACAUCAAACAUAACCUGCGGGUUUCUCGAGCAUUCUUAGUGCUGCUCCGAAGAGCACAAACACUUGUACGUGAAACAAUUCAAACAUCGACUGAUGAGUGCCAUCGACGCUUCAAACUGAUUGCAAGUGAGUUAAAAUUUGUUUAAUUUCAGUCUGCAGUUGAGAGUUAUGUUCCUUCUCCUUUAAAAGUAUAAGUUGCCUGAAUUUGUCUCUUCGGAUCCGUGCAGUCAACAAAGGUUGGGGUAGGCCCGGGUUUAAGGUUUGUUUACAUAAAACUUGUAUGGUGACAGUCAUCACGAGUGAUCGGUUAAUCUUGCUGUAACUACAGAUAGCGUUGAUCGAGUGACACAGACAAAUUUUGUACCGUGCAUCACUUUCAGUGUUAAGAUGGGCUCGCUUGCUGGCCACCUCUUACCCGGUUCGUUGUUUUUAAUCAUUUCCAUGUGGUGGGUUGUAGGUGAUACUCUGCGGAGGAGUCAAAGAAGUAAGCUCACUCAAGGACGCCGAGUUUCAGGUCGCUGUUCCACUUCUCACGAAUCCAAUGCUUACUUUGAUGAUCGUGUGUGGUACGUGUGCCCGGGUGCGACGCUGUCACGUCUCCCAGUCGAGCCUCUAGUAAAAGUGUCUUUUGCAUUGCUGGGUGUGAUAGCGGAGCUCUACGAUGCUGCGACCCUGUUCGACCACAAUGGCAAUUUCGUUCAACAGAACUUGGAUAAUUACGCGCAUUCAGCCAUGUACGGCUUUUUUGGCUUAAGCGGUGCCGUAGAUCUAGUGAUCUGGUAUAACCUUUUACCACUUCCUCUGAAAUUUGACUACUUUGUGUUCUCCUUGGCCUUCUGGAUCGAGGGAUUUUUAUUUUUCUUCCAUCUUCAUGGACGCGAUGAGUUAAACGUACGCUUGCACGUCAUUCUUUACAUUUUAGUGUUCCUCAGUGCUUUUGUUUUCUUCAUAGCAGCGAUUUCUGACCAGUUCUUUCACUUUGUGGCUUUUUUGAAGUGUUAUUUAGUGAGCUUACAAGGAAGUUGGUUUUUCCAAGCUGGCUUAGUCCUUUUUGGACCAAAUCCUUGGAAAAACUCUCCAAGUAAUGUAGAAUUUUUGGGAAUUGCAUUUGCAUUUCACGCGCUGUUUUGGUUCAUUUUUCAUCUGACCUUUCGCAUCUUUAGCUACAAAUGUUGCUGUGAGAAAAAGCGGCUGGGAGAACCUAUCUACGAGGAAACUCCAGGCGAGGAAUAUGACUGAGACAAAUUGAGCUUAGAAGAACUUCAGAGGAAAGAAUUGGGCGUUUUCAACUUGUUGACUUGAAAAAUUGCGUUUGAAAUCCUACUCGGAACUAAUUUCAGACUGAUUAUUGUCAUUAUUUACAUACCAUUUUCGGUCUAUUCACUAAUUAGGUAUUUAUUAAUUGAUAGUUUAAUUGAUGCAGGUCCACAUCAGGACGUAAUGUCUUGCCUAUCCCUCAACCUGCUU
Molecule: messenger RNA, 2037 nt
Organism: Stylophora pistillata
Lineage: Eukaryota; Metazoa; Cnidaria; Anthozoa; Scleractinia; Pocilloporidae
Product: transmembrane protein 45B-like
Source: RefSeq, a predicted model, not a curated record